Molecule: messenger RNA, 709 nt
Organism: Cladocopium goreaui
Lineage: Eukaryota; Dinophyceae; Suessiales; Symbiodiniaceae
Source: the annotation of a GenBank genome assembly
UCCAGCGGCAGAGUCCGCAGCCGAAAAGCGCGCGCUUCGGCUGAUGCUUGAGCCGGAGAAGGACGAAGGCGAUGUGCUAAAACGAGUGGGUCUAUCUGUACUGAGCAAUACCAGCUAUUGGCAGCGUAGCCGGGAGGAAGCCUCCGAUGCAGAGCAACAGCUGGCGCAGCUGAAACGCGAAGCUCAGCUGCGGCAAGCGCGCUGCGAGGGGCAGCUCGAAAACCUGGCGCGGGAUGCCAAGGAGGAGCAGGAGAGGCGGCUGAUUUCGGACAAGAUCAGUAAAGAGCUGGCGAGUCUGAGACAGGAGCUGCAGAGAAAAGAUGAACUGGAGGAGGAGCGCUUGCGUCAUUUGUAUCGUGGCAUCUUGGGCCCUGCAAAAGGUGAGGUUAGCCCGCUCUCUACCGCCAUGGUGGAGGAUCUGAGGAGCAAACACACUCCGCUGAUCUUCUCAGAAGCCAAGCUUCUGAGCGACGACGUUUCCGGCGCAUCGCUGCGACCAGGCGACGGCCUCCGUGUUUCUAUGCCGAAGAAGGCUCGACCAGGAGCGCUGGAUGGACCGGUGCCAUUUGUGGCCUCGCGUGGCGAGCGCGGUGAACGUGGCGAGCGCGGAGGUCGAGCCUCGGAAGCCGAGAAGCUGCUCAGAGUGAACUUGGCGCGUCUUGAGCGCUUGGAGCGCUUCGGGCUGUGAACACCGGAUGCUUCUUAUGGG